AGUCGAGGUAGAACUGGUGACUCGAUGUCACUAUGGCUAGAACUGAGGUAAAUAAUGAUGACUGGAGUCAUAGCGGCCGAAGCCGAAGUAAUAAGUAAUGACCGGAGUCAUGUGACCGGAGCUGAAGUAAAACAUGUGACGUUGGGUUACUGGGCCGGAGCUGAAGUAAAGCAUGUGACACUAGGUCACUGUGGCCGGAGUCGAGGUAUAAGCAAUGACCGGAGUCAUAAGGGAUUCUGUAGUAGGCUCAUGCUCGACCUCUGCACCUCGUGUUCAAGUUCUGCACUUCGUGUUCAACUCGCAUUUGACCUCGGUAGCUCAUGUUUGAGCUUUGCACUUCGUGCUCGACCUCUAAAGCUCAUGGCUGACCUCGGCUGUAAGUGUUUGAACUCUGCAGCUCAUGCUAAAGUUCUACACUUCGUGCUCGACCUCUGCAGUUCGGCACUUCAUGCUCAACCUUUGCAGCUUUGAGAUUUUUCAAAUCUCAAAUUGUGGCGAAUCUCUGAUGAGAUUUGCUCAGGGCGUUUGGUAUUCUUCUGCCAAUAGUUCAUGGUUGAGCUCGGCACUUCAUGCUCAACCUCUGCAGCUUUGAGAUUUUUCAAAUCUCAAAUUGUGGCAAAUCUCUGAGGAGAUUUGCUUAGGGCGUUCGGUAUUCUUCUGCCAACAACAGAUAUCCUUUUGUCUCCCCGCAAUAAAUGCUGGCUCAGCAU
Molecule: messenger RNA, 710 nt
Organism: Rubroshorea leprosula
Lineage: Eukaryota; Viridiplantae; Streptophyta; Magnoliopsida; Malvales; Dipterocarpaceae
Source: the annotation of a GenBank genome assembly